UAUGUGUCAAGUUAACAUAUAAAUCAUAUUUUUGCGACGUGAAACAAUAGUAAUGAUAUUGAUGUAUAUGUCAUUAUGCAUCCAUCUUUUCGCAUACCUGAGGAAGAGUAUUUUUGUUUUCCCUCUGUAAAGGAACUGAGAGUUUGGUUUAAAAAAAGAAGGAAUUGAGAGUAUUAAUAUGCAAAAUGGCAAUUACGUAAUUUGAAGAAAAUCACAAAAGAACUAAAUGUAAUACAAAAUAAGUGAAAAGGUAUAAUCAAACCAUCCCUUGACACCUACUCUACCUUUAUAAAUGAUAACUCCUCCUCUUCUCCCAACACAUCUUCUUCUUGUUGCAAAUCAAUUGAGACAAAAAAACAUCAAUCUAUUCAUUCUAAGAGAGAAGCAAAAUUUAGAGAGAGACCAAGAAACAUGAAUAACCAGAAUGUAAAUGAUAAUAAUCUUCUUCUCAUUUCUCGGAUGUACCCGAAUGUCUAUGCUUCAUCAGUACCACAACAAGCAGUAGAUUCAAAACCAGUGCGUCCGAGGAGGAGGAGGAAGAGCAAGAAUGUUGAGAUGGCCCAGGAAGGUGGAGAUGGAAGCAAUGGGUGGUUUAGGAAGAGGAAAUUGAGUGAUGAGCAAGUAAGAAUGCUGGAGAUGAGUUUCGGGCUUGAGCAUAAGCUUGAGUCUGAGAGGAAAAACCGUCUUGCUUCGGAGUUAGGGCUUGAUUCUCGUCAAGUGGCCGUCUGGUUUCAGAACCGCCGUGCACGGUGGAAGAACAAGAGGCUUGAAGAUGAAUACACCAAACUCAAGAACGAACACGAAAACGUUGUCGUUCAGAAGUGUCAUCUUGAUUCUGAGGUUCUUCACCUAAAGGAACAGCUUUAUGACGCUGAAAUAGAGAUUCAACGGUUGGCACAAAGAGUCGAAGGAGCCUUAAGCAACAGUCCGAUCUCAACUUCUAUCUCCGUCGAAGCCAAUCUGACUACGCCCUUUUUUGGAGAUUACCAAAUCGGAGACGACGGUGAAGGUUACGAGAACUUGUUCUACUCGCCGGAAUAUAUCGAUGGAUUAGAAUGGAUGAGCCAACUUAUGUGAAAACAACUAGUUAACUUAAUUAGUAUAAAGUUCGUAAAAUGAUAGGGGUUAUUUGUGAUAACUAGGUUAUAUAUAUGAUUGGUCGAUAUCUAUAACGAAGCAGAUUAGCAGAAUGUAGAUAGAUCAAUGGGUCUGAUUAGAUUGUGUAAUAUUGUGCAUAUCUUUCUCUAAGCAUAAUUGCUUAGUUAUUAAUUAGGUUGAAAGCUGCUUUAAUUAGUUUGACAGUAUGGUCAAUGUUGGACAAAAGAUGUAUUAUUUGUUAAUUACAAAUAAAUUAUGAUUUAUCUUU
Brassica napus (rape) is the source of this 1366-nucleotide messenger RNA. RefSeq names its product homeobox-leucine zipper protein ATHB-21-like. Gene Ontology annotation, molecular function: DNA-binding transcription factor activity, RNA polymerase II-specific; sequence-specific DNA binding. Gene Ontology annotation, biological process: positive regulation of DNA-templated transcription. Bases 412 to 1077 code for a protein of 221 amino acids. Gene Ontology annotation, cellular component: nucleus. The record is from RefSeq and is a predicted model, not a curated record. The transcript has 3 exons. NCBI's taxonomy places the organism in Eukaryota, Viridiplantae, Streptophyta, Magnoliopsida, Brassicales, Brassicaceae.